AUGUUAAGAGAUCUGAAUCGUGUUAAGCAAUUAGUGGAUCAGAAGGACGUGGAGCUGAAUGUGAGGGACAGAUGGGACUCGACUCCCCUGUACUACGCGUGUCUGUGCGGACACAUCAAUAUUGUCCGAUAUUUGCUUAAAUCAGGCGCCAGAUGUGAGGCCAACACGUUUGACGGCGAGCGGUGUGUCUACGGGUCGCUCACACCUGAGAUCAGGAACAUCUUGGUUAAGGACUAUGUGGUGAUCACAUCGAAGAUCAUUCAACGGAACUAUUACGACGAGUUCUUAAGGAAAUGUAUCGGAAACGGAGAUUAUUUUGAUGUGAUUUUCUCAGUGCAUAACCAAAUCUUUAAAGUCCAUCGUUCAGUGCUUUCCGUUUCGUGCGAUUAUUUCAAUGAUAUGUUUGCAAACAAAUGGAAAAAUAGGAAAAUUAUUUUGGUUGAAUUGAAUGUUAAUUGCAAAACAGGAGAUCUGAAUCGUGUUAAGCAAUUAGUGGAUCAGAAGGACGUGGAGCUGAAUGUGAGGGACAGAUGGGACUCGACUCCCCUGUACUACGCCUGUCUGUGCGGACACAUCAAUAUUGUCCGAUAUUUGCUUAAAUCAGGCGCCAGAUGUGAAGCCAAUACGUUUGACGGCGAGCGGUGUGUCUACGGGUCGCUCACACCUGAGAUCAGGAACAUCUUGGUUAAGGACUAUGUGGUGAUCACAUCAAAGAUCAUUCAACGGAACUAUUACGACGAGUUCUUAAGGAAAUGUGUCGGAAACGGGGAUUAUUUUGAUGUGAUUUUCUCAGUGCAUAACCAAAUCUUUAAAGUCCAUCGUUCAGUGCUUUCCGUUUCGUGCGAUUAUUUCAAUGAUAUGUUUGCAAACAAAUGGAAAAAUAGGAAAAUUAUUUCCAUUAAUAACUCGAAAGUGAAUCCUAUGGCAUUCAAACUACUUCUUGUCUACAUAUAUACGGGUCGUCUUGAAGUUGGUCUCAAUUUGAUAGAAGACAUUAAACUUGUUGUAAAACAAUGCAAACUCUAUCGACUGUUGAACAAAUCGAUGAUUCUGUCAAACGAGUUAAAUCGUUCGUGUACAAAACCGGGAACUAAUGUCAAUACAAUACAAGUGGAUUCAGAGACCCAUUCAUUGGACUUUAAUAUGCUUUACUUGAAGUGUAUUCCAAAUGAAUUUCACUUCUGGAUCGACGGCUCAGAACUUCCAUUCCUUAGCCGUUAUUAUUCUUCUCAUCACUUCUUUGACAUCUAUUUCAAAGUUGAGGACAAACUAUUCAAAUGCCAUAAAGCAUUCUUUUGCGGUCGAAGUGAUUAUUUUAAAGCUUUAUUAAACGACCACUUCUUUGAGGCUCAAAAUCAAAUCAAUGGCAUUCAAGUGUUUGAAUUGCAUGACAUUAGUCUCAACACAUUUACAGCCAUAGUCUCUUACAUUUAUCAAGAUUGUGUUCAGUUGAACGAUUCGGAGACAGCAUUUGAAGUGAUGGUUAUGUCUGACUUGUAUUUAUUGCCCGGUUUGAAGAAACAAUGCGCUAAUUAUAUCGGACAACAUCUGACCGCUAGUAAUAUUAUAUCCGUUUUAUUGACCUCUCGUUUAAUGCAAUUGACAAAACUUGAAGGCAUUUGCACUGAAUUUAUGGCACAGAAUCUGGAAAAAAUAAUAGAGAGCAAAGAAUUCACACAAUUAAUUAUAGCCGACGCAAAGGAGGUGAAGGAAAGACAAGAAACCGAUUCAAUAGAUAUAAUCGAUGACAUCCGAUAUCACAUCACGAGUAAUGUGCAGACAUUCUCAGCCAUGUCUGAAGCCAAUGAUAGGUUGCAAAUGAUUGACAAUUUGCUGGAAACCCUCGGUUUAGACGCUUAACACAAUUAGAGCUGCAUUUAUA
Medioppia subpectinata is the source of this 1882-nucleotide messenger RNA. Lineage: Eukaryota; Metazoa; Arthropoda; Arachnida; Sarcoptiformes; Oppiidae. The record is from the annotation of a GenBank genome assembly.